Molecule: messenger RNA, 1879 nt
Organism: Lactuca saligna
Lineage: Eukaryota; Viridiplantae; Streptophyta; Magnoliopsida; Asterales; Asteraceae
Source: the annotation of a GenBank genome assembly
UGCAACUUAAUCUAAACUUAAGAGUUGACCGUCAACUAGAUCUCUCUCCACCACUCCUGGUGACUACUGCGCACUGUUUUUUCAGUGGCUUGAUUGAUGCCAAAAGAGCCCCAACGAUCUAAAAUCAUCAAACCCCUUUUACAUCACACAGCUCUCGAAUCUCGAUCUCAAUUCAAUUGAAAUCACCGUGCCCUAGUUCCUCAUUAUCCCCGAUUUUGGUUAAUUUAUUUCUCAAAAACCUAGAUUUUCGGUGAGAAUUUGUUGUUUAUUUGCACUUGGAUGUUAUUUAAGGGUUUGUAAGGCUUUACAUACGAGAAAAUGAGAAGACAAAGGCCGGAGUUUCGGCGGCAAGUGAGGCGGCGGUUUUCGGGUAUGUUUUGGUUAACAUUAUGUGGAGGAUUGGCGGUUUUGAUGUUGAUCGUUUUGUUAAGUCGAGAGAGCACAAAACCUAGAUCCAGAUCCGUGCUAUCUAAGAGUUCUUAUGGGCAUGAUAAAGUGAUAGAAGGCCUUAACAUCACAGCCGAAAUGCUAAACCCCGAUUCAAUCACAAGACAACUUAAUGACCAAAUCUCAUUAGCAAAAGCCUUUGUUGUAAUUGCAAAAGAAAGCAACAACCUUCAAUUCGCAUGGGAACUAAGUGCUCAAAUUCGAAACUCCCAAAUCCUUCUUUCAAAUGCAGCCUUAAGGCGGACCCCACUAACCCUUCAAGAAUCCGAGACAGCUGUCAAAGACAUGGCCCUUUUACUCUUUCAAGCCCAACAACUCCACUACGAUAGUGCCACCAUGAUCAUGCGCCUCAAAGCUAGAAUCCAAGAUCUUGAAGAACAAACAAGUUCUGUAAUGGAAAAAAGCAACAAAUAUGGUCAAAUCGCAGCUGAAGAAGUCCCAAAAAGUUUAUAUUGUCUUGGUGUUCGCCUAACAACCGAAUGGUUCAAACACUCAGAGUUACAGAUAAAAAGUCAAAGUCAAAGUCAAACCCAAAUCGAGACAAAACUAAAAGAUAACAAUCUUCAUCACUUCUGUGUCUUUUCAGACAACAUUCUUGCAACAUCUGUAGUUAUAAAUUCAACCGCUUCAAAUUCCUUAAACCCUGCUAAAUUAGUCUUCCAUUUAGUAACCGAUGAAGUCAACUUUCACGCAAUGAAAGCAUGGUUUAACAUGAACAGUUUUCGUGGGGUGACAGUUGAUGUACAAAAGUUUGAAGAUUUCACAUGGUUAAAUUCCUCUUAUGUCCCUGUUCUCAAACAGCUACAAGAUUCAGACACUCAAAAUUAUUAUUUUUCCGGAAGCAACGAUGGAGGGAAAACCCCAAUAAAGUUCCGGAACCCGAAGUAUCUAUCGAUGUUGAACCAUUUACGUUUCUACAUUCCGGAAGUUUUCCCGUCUUUGAAGAAACUCGUGUUUCUAGAUGACGAUGUUGUUGUCCAAAAGGACAUUUCUGGUCUUUUUAAUGUUGACUUGAAUGGGAAUGUGAAUGGAGCAGUUGAGACAUGUACAGAGACUUUUCAUAGGAGAAGAAUGUGGAUAGGAGUUUGUGGAAGCUUGGGACAUUGCCACCUGGACUGCUGACGUUUUAUGGGUUGACAGAGGCUUUGGAUCCUAGGUGGCAUGUGUUGGGGUUGGGGUAUACGAAUGUGGAUGCACAGGUGAUUGGGAAUGGAGCUGUGUUGCAUUUUAAUGGGAAUUUGAAGCCUUGGUUGAAGAUUGGGAUGGAGAAGUAUAAGCCUUUGUGGGAGAAGUAUGUUGAUUAUAGUCAUCCUAUGUUGGAACGAUGUAAUUUUCAUUGAUUUGGGUUUUUUUUUUUUUUUUUAAAGAUUUAUGGGUAGUUGUUAGUAGUGUAAGAUUUGGUUUGUAUACUUUAUUAAUGGGUGCUUUUGGA